AUGCUUCUAGCAGAGUUCAUGCUAAUUCUUGCUUGCUUUUUCGCCAUUCAUGGCGGCGCCGACAGCGCAGCCUUUCCAUGUCCUGUCGAUUCUCCACGUUCUUGUAGCACUUACGUCUCGUACUUCGCAAAAUCAUCACAAUUUUUGGAUCUUAUGAGCAUAUCGAGCUUGUUUGGAGUCAGUGCUUCGAAGAUUGCCAAAGCAAGUAACUUGGGAUCUGAGACAGCUCCAUUGUUUGAUGGGCAGAUUCUACUGGUGCCUGUGGACUGUCACUGCUCUGAAAAUGGCUUCUUCCACAAUGUUACCUACAAAAUCAAGAAAGAUGACACCUUUUUCCACGUCUCGACCACCACGUUUGAGAAUCUCUGCGCUUGGAACAUGGUGCAGAAAAUGAACCCAAAUCUAAAUCCAACGAAAUUGCAGGUGGGGGCAGAGGUGGUUUUUCCUCUGUUUUGUAAGUGCCCUUCUGAGAAAAACUUGAAACAGGGGAUUCAAUAUCUUAUUACUUAUGUAUGGCAACCCAACGAUCAGGUUUCUCGUGUUAGUGCCAUUUUUAAUGUCUCAGAAGAAGCAAUAAACGUGACGGAUUUCACCGUUGGAAAGCCCAUUUAUGUCCCUGUUUCGAAACUUCCUCUGUUUUCUCUGUCUUGGCCUCAGAGGAAACAUAUCAAACACCUUGUGAUUAUAAUUGUGGCUUUGGGGAUUAGUUUCCUGUUGGGAUCAUUGUUGGGUGUUUAUAUUUGGUUAAUCCACAAGAAAAAAACAUUACCCAUGUGGGAAAUUUCCAUUUUUGGAAUCUCUAAGCUCACAAAAAAGAAGAUGACAAAACAGAGCAGGCAGCUGCAGGUUCUUCCUCCGGUGGUUUCCGACUACUUGGGAAGGCCGAUUUUUUACGAAUUUGAAGUGAUAGCAGAGGCGACGAUGAACUUCAACGAGGGGUUUAAGAUUGGGAAAUCAUUAUACAGAGCCGAAAUCAAUGGAGAAAUCUCAGUGGUAAAGGAAGCGAAACAGGAUUCAAAGGAAGAGCUAAUGAUUCUGCAGAAAGUUAAUCAUAUAAGUUUAGUGAAACUGGUGGGAUUCUCUUCAGAUUAUGAGGAGAAUUUUUACUUAGUUUAUGAAUUUGCUGAAAAUGGGUCGUUGGAUAAAUGGCUUCAUUCGCCAUCUCCAGUUUCUUCAGGCUCUGUGAGCUUCCAUCUCACAUGGAGCCAACGGCUGAACAUAGCUUUGGAUGUGGCUAAUGGGUUGCAGUAUAUGCACGAUCACACUCAGCCAAGCAUAGUUCAUAGGGAUAUCAAAACGGGUUGCAUCCUUCUUGACUCGAGAUUCAGAGCAAAGAUUUCAAAUCUAGCCAAGGCCAGGCCUGCCACUGGUCCUCUGUCCACAAAAGUUGAUAUUUUCGCUUUUGGGGUUGUGAUUUUGGAGCUGCUUUCUGGGAAAAAAGAAGUGAAGUUAUGUGAAGAGAUAAGGGAGGUUUUAGAACAAGAACAGAGCAGAGAAGAGAAGUUAAGAGAUUGGAUGGACCCAAAAUUACAGAGCUUUUACCCAAUUGAAGGAGCUUUGAGCUUGGCUCUAAUGGCGAGGGCUUGUACACAAGAAGAACCUUUGUCCAGGCCAACAAUGGCGGAAAUCGUCUUCAAUCUCUGUGUUCUUGCUGAAUCUCCCAUUGAAAAGGCAGAAAAAACAUGGGUUUCUCUUUUGGAGGCGGAUGAAAUCGCCGGUAGCCAUGGCGUCAUUAGAGCUCGUUGAGAGAUUCGAACUGUAAAUAUCAUUACAUAAUC
Messenger RNA from Cucurbita moschata (crookneck pumpkin), 1778 nucleotides. Its product is annotated as serine/threonine receptor-like kinase NFP. The record is from RefSeq and is a predicted model, not a curated record. Gene Ontology annotation, molecular function: protein kinase activity; ATP binding. NCBI's taxonomy places the organism in Eukaryota, Viridiplantae, Streptophyta, Magnoliopsida, Cucurbitales, Cucurbitaceae. Gene Ontology annotation, biological process: protein phosphorylation. The coding region runs from base 1 to 1746 and encodes 581 amino acids. The transcript has a single exon.